This is a messenger RNA of Zymoseptoria tritici IPO323, 2263 nucleotides long. RefSeq lists its product as uncharacterized. NCBI's taxonomy places the organism in Eukaryota, Fungi, Ascomycota, Dothideomycetes, Mycosphaerellales, Mycosphaerellaceae. Gene Ontology annotation, molecular function: carbohydrate:proton symporter activity. Gene Ontology annotation, cellular component: membrane. The record is from RefSeq and is a predicted model, not a curated record. Gene Ontology annotation, biological process: carbohydrate transport; transmembrane transport. The transcript is spliced from 3 exons. Bases 254 to 1813 code for a protein of 519 amino acids.
UCGGAAGGAUAGACAGGACCUUUCGCAUUUCAACGAGGUUGUCCCACCCUGCACGAGCUUUUUUUUCGCCAGGGACCCCUCCAUUCAAGCUCGCCGAAACCCGACUUCUCGGGCUCCCCUCCAUUUCUGGAGAAUUGGAUAUCCGGAGAUUAAGCCGGACGACUGACGAUAUAUCCGGUUGUACCCGAGUCAUUCGAACUCGCCAGCCGUACAAACUGAUUGAUUGAUCGAUCAAUCAAAGAAAUCUCCAAUCAUGGAGAGCAUCAAAAAUUGGUUCGCGGACAAAAAGUCCCAAGUCGUUAUGUUCAGCUCCACAGCCAUCGCGCUGUACGGGUACGACCAAGGGCUGAUGAGUCUGGUCAACACAAACGAGGACUACCUCGCAACGAUGGGCAUUUCCGAGACAUCCUUCCAAGUCGGUCUCAUCGUAGCAGUCUACUAUCUCGGCUGCUCCAUCGGCGCCGUGUUCUUCUCCUGGUUCGCCGACAAGUACGGCCGCAAACCCUCCCUCUUCGCCUGUCUCGCGACCGCAUCCCUCGGCAAUGCACUCAUGUUCAUUGCCGGUCUGGGCUUCAACACUGGCGCCUUGGCUGUCAUGUACGCCGGCCGUGUGGUCAUGGGACUCGGCGUGGGCGGCAUCGACUCCGUGGUACCGGUGUAUAGCAGUGAAUUGAGCUCCGACGACGCGCGAGGUAAAGCGUUGGCUCAAGAAUUCCAGUGGAAUAUCUUCGGCUUGAAUAUGGCGUUUGCCAUUAACUUGGUGGCGACCGUGCAUCUGGGGAAGAGCAACGAGUGGGCGUGGAGAAUCCCGAUUAUUGCCAUGCAGGUGUAUCCGAUUGGUCUGUUGUGCUUCAUCCAAGCGCUGCCAGAGUCUCCAAGGUGGUAUGUGUCCAUGGAUCGGAAGGACGAUGCCACGGAGAGCUUGAAGCAGAUCAUGGGCGAUGAAGACGCGAAGAAGAAGUGCGAUGAGCUGGUCGAAGCCAAGAAGGAAGAGAGUGACGAGAACGUCGGGUACAAGGAAAUGUUCACUCCCGGCCAUGCCCAAUUCCACCCGACCGUCUUGACAAUCAUGGGUCAAGUCAAUCAAGCAUUGACUGGUUAUGGAGCCAUCUCCGUCUACGGCCCCCAAAUCUUCGAACUCCUCGGCUACGGCACCCGCCUCUCCGAGUACCUCACCCAAGCCAACUACGUCUCCUACUUCAUCCUCAUGACCUUCGCCUGGCUACUCAUCGACGCCGUCGGCCGCCGCGCCCUCCUGCUCAACGGCUCCGCUGUGCUGACAAUCUGCUUCGUCCUGCUCACCAUCUUCGGCGGGCUCUCCUACAACCACGAAGAACUCUCCAUACCCGUCAACGCCUCCGCCAUACCCGGUAUCGUGAUCCUGUUCAUUGCCACGGGGGCAUUCGGGAUCGGCUGGUUGGCUCCCGUGUGGUUGAUCCCGACGGAGAUAUACCCUACUUCCGCUCGUGCUCAGGGAACGGCGGUGAGUGUGAUUAUUUGGGGACUCGCGAAUUUCGCCAUCACGCUGGUCACGCCGUUGCUGUUCAACAAUAUUCAAUACUGGGUCUUUGCAGUGUUCGCGGGCACGAAUCUCUUCGCGGGAGCGUGGACAUUCCUCUACUGUCCAGAAACAGGCGGAAGGUCGUUUGAGGAGAACCAGGAGUUUUUCGAGGACGCGAAGAAGGAGGAGUCGUGGAGGGUGGCGAAGGUGGCGAAGGGCGAGUACAGAAACCUGCCGUAUCCGAAGCCGGAUGGGGAGGACGGGGAGAGUCAGCCGCUGUUGCAGAGGGUGAGGGAUCAGGUUGUCGAGUAGAUGGGAAGAUGAGAUUCGAGUCUGGGUUGAGGCGGGGUAGUGGUAUCGACAGCGAGUUCGGGAUUAAAAGGUCAUGGUCGAAGACAUGUCCAUACCAUUGUUCAACAGUGUGGUAUAUAGAAGCAGACUCAGCAUGUAAUCACCUCCUUUCGAGCACAUAGGUGCGGCACUCUGUUUCCUUUCAAAAAGCGCUACAUCAACGCCGCGCUAAACCCACAACCCCUAAUCAAACGCUCAAAUCCAAGACUGCUGCGGCUGUUGCUGCUGCGGUUGCGCACUCGCCGUGCCCGGCCUCGGGAAAACAGGCAUAGUUGGCAGCUGCUCCAACCCACCCAUGGUAGCCUGUGGCGCAUUUUGCCACCCCUGGCCCGUCUGCUGAUUCACAAAUUGAGAUUGUCGAAAAGGAUUCGUACUCCCAGUGUUUUGGACUUGCAAUGGAGCAGGUGCGGG